AUGGGGAAGGGGCCGGGCUGGUCCCGCCUCUUCGGCCCCAUGCUGGGACUCCUCUACAUCCUGCCAACAGUGAUGGCAGGCCAGAGCCCCCCGGCCCAGGAUACCCCUUCACAGGAGCUGAGCCAGCGCGGCGUGCGGGGGGGCUCGGUGGAGCUGGCGUGUGGCGGGGUCCCUGCCCCCCAGGUGGUCUUCUGGAGCUUCACCCCGCUUGGCUCGCCGGCGCCCUGGCUCGUGGCCGUCAGCAGCGGCGCAGAGGUCCAGGUGGAGCAGGCGGCCGGGGCCCUGGGCACGGUGGCCCUGAGGAACGGCAGCCUAUGGCUGGGGUCGUUGCGGGAGGGCGCCCGCGGCCGCUUCCUGUGCCAGGCCAUGUACAGAGCGGGCGGCCGCAUCCGAGUCACCUACACCCACAUCGCGCUGGAGGUUUUGGUGCCCGUGUCCAAGCCUCACGUGCGGCUCAGUGACCCGACGCCGGUGGAGGGCACGGCGGUGGCAAUGGGGUGCGCGGUGCGGGACGGCACGGGCCCCGUCUCCUACAGCUGGCAGCGGCGGGGCCCCGGAGGCCGGGCCGGGCCCGAGGACCUGGCGCCGGGCCGGCAGCUCAACCUGACGGCCGUGAACCGCAACCAGACCGGCUGGUACGUCUGCACGGCCCGCAACGAGGUCAGCAACUGGACCAGCGACGCCGUCUACCUCGACGUGAUCUUCGGGCCCGACGAGCCGGUGGUCAGCAUCGAGCCCUUCGCCACGGCCGACGGCGGCUUCAUAGCCGUGGAGCGAGAGGAGGUGACGCUCGCCUGUCAGGCCGCCUCCAACCCUCCCAGCCACUUCGUGUGGCUGCACGACCGUGCCCAGGUGCACACGGGCCCCACGUACGUCAUCCCCCGCGUCGCCCGGGCCCACGCCGGCUCCUACACCUGCCUGGCCCUGAACCCACGCCUGGACACCCGCACGCAGACCACCGUCCAGCUGACUGUCCACUACCCUCCGCCGGGGCGGCCCACCUGCAGCACCUCGGCCAGCCCCCCGCCCGUGCCCCUGCACUGAGCCUGGCCCGGGGGCUUCCCACCCGCCCGGCUGCAGCGGGAGGACCCCGAGGGGGCCAGCAGCCCCUCGCCCUCCCGGGCCACCUGGAGACCCCCGCCCCCUCGGCUCCUCAACGGCAGCAGCUUCACCUGCAGGGCCGCCCACCCGGCCUUCUGGGAGCCCUCGGGGAGCCCCUCCUGCGCCACCGCCGUCACCACCGCCCCCAAUUACCUCCUGCUGAGCUGCCGGUGGGCCAGGGGGCAACCCCUGCCCCUGCUCACCUGGCACGAGGGGGACCGGCCUCUGGCAGGGGGUGCCCACCCUUCGCCCGCCACUCACGUCCUCGGCCUUCAAGGCCGGCUGGCAGGCAGGGAGUUCGUCUGCACGGGCUCCCACCCUCUGCGGGCCCCGGGCCCGGCCUGCAGCCUGCGGCUAGGUGAGUUGAGGCCUACGCGCCCUUCGCCCUCCUCUUCCCCCGUGGGCCUUUCGGCCUCUCUCACUGUGGGUCUCCCUCUCGUGUCUCCGUCUGUGAAUAAUAAGAAUAAUUCCGUCUCCCGCCGGGAACGUCUCCCUCUGGGUCUCUGGGUCCUCAAGGAGAGCGAGCUCGGUCCUGCGGCCCAAGGCCUCACCGUCCACGACGCCCACCCGGCCCUCCACGGGGGCACCUACCGCUGCGAGGCCUGCGGCUUCCUGGGCACCGCCACCCGCGACGUCCGGCUGGAGGUCCGGAGGUACCCGCCCCCGCCCAAAGUCACCAUCAGCCUCCUGACCUACGGGCGCGACCCCCGCCACGUGCGGAUGGAGUGGGCCACCCGCGGCCCCGGCAACCUGACGGCCUUCCUGCUGCAGAGGCGGGCCGGACCCCCCACCCACACCCCCUCCUCGCCCCCGGUUGGCCCGGGACCCUGGGAGACGGCCGCGGCCAUGGGGCCCGACGGUCGAGGUCAGGGGCUGGGCGGCCCGGACCCCGGCGUCCUCUACGCCUUCCGCGUCCUGGCGCUGAACCACCGCACGGCCGGACACCCCUCGGAGGGGCGGACACCAGUGGAUCCGCCGUCCAGCUUGGUCCCCGCGGUCCUCGGCGCCGCCGCUGCGGCCACGGUCCUCGCCUCGGCCGCCUCCCUGCUGCUGCUGCUGCUGCUGCUGGCCACCCGCCGCCCGGACGUGUGCCCCCGGCUCAGCUGGCCGGGCAGCACCCACGGGAUGACCCACAGGCCGGGGAAGCGGUGCCCGGGGGGCAGGAGCGAGCAGGUGAGCGUGGGCAUCGUCACUGAACCAACGCCCGGUAUUAACUGA
Molecule: messenger RNA, 2319 nt
Organism: Ornithorhynchus anatinus (platypus)
Lineage: Eukaryota; Metazoa; Chordata; Mammalia; Monotremata; Ornithorhynchidae
Gene: VSIG10L2
Product: V-set and immunoglobulin domain containing 10 like 2
Exons: 10
Molecular function (GO): protein binding
Source: RefSeq, a predicted model, not a curated record